Physella acuta is the source of this 11597-nucleotide messenger RNA. Its product is annotated as reelin. NCBI's taxonomy places the organism in Eukaryota, Metazoa, Mollusca, Gastropoda, Physidae. Gene Ontology annotation, molecular function: lipoprotein particle receptor binding. The record is from RefSeq and is a predicted model, not a curated record. Gene Ontology annotation, biological process: central nervous system development; neuron migration.
UGAAGUGUGAAACAGGAUGUAGAAAUAUCUUUUUUUUCUCUCUCCUACAUUAGAAUGAACUGUGUAUAUUUUAAGAGACUUUUUAUUCUUGAAUAGUGUUGCAAGUGUGAUUUUUCCAACAUGUUGUUAUAUAAUGCUGCUUUAUCACAUCAUUCCACCUAUGUGCUCCUGCUGUUACUGCUAUGCUGUCCUGUACACACAAGCAGCAGCACAGUGCCCCAUCUGUCCCCUUUCUUCUUCCUCUGCAACUACCAUGGGACCACACAGAACUAUGGACUGAAGAAUGGCGAUGUUGUGGUCAGUGUGCAGAUUGAAGGCAACCCACAGGCAUAUGUCCCAGGAAAAUUUUAUCAAAUAAACAUCCUGUCCAGUGAAACAUUUGACAGCUUCAUGAUGACAGGGCUGUACACCACAACAGCAGAUAUCAAGACAGUGACAGGCAGCAGGCCCCACAAGGCACUGAGUCAGGGGGGACAGAACCUGAUGUGUUCCAUUGUCCACUCACAAGUCAGUCCUCAGCCUAUGAGGUCAAUCACUUUUGUGUGGCUUGCACCGCCUACUGGAACUGGUUGCAUCAAUUUCCUUGCUACUGCUACUCAUGGCCAACAACUCUUGUUUAAAGACACCACAGUUAUGCAGCUUUGUGAAGAAGGAGCUUCUUCCAUAGAGGCUGUUAAGCCUGCACUUACUGAGGUUAAUUCCGAUUCAUUUCUUCUGAGGGAUGAUUUUGAAUCUGAUGAUGAUUUUGAUCAUAAUAUUUGGAGCUCACAAGAAGGUGCAAGAUUAAGUUCUGAGUGUGGAAGUGUUGUACACGGACAAGCAGCAGUGUUCUGUGACAGUGAUGGCCGAAGAGAUCUUGUGACUGUUCCAUUGAAUUUAACUUCAGCACGUGUUCUGCAAUUUUCUAUCGGAGGGGGAAAAUGUAGAUCAAACCCACUAGAAGAUCAGGAGAUAGUUGUAAGCUAUGGAACAGAUGACUGCACUCAGUGGACAGCAUUUGAUAAAAUCAGAGCUCCAAUCUCAGAUACUCCAGAAGUCCACAUCGUCGGCCUACCACUUCCAGCUCGGACAUCAAAUGUUUGCCUCAAGUUUUUCCAGCAGCCCAAUUCACGCAAGAAUCUUCAGUCAGAUUCCCACUCCGCAAUAUUGGAUGCCAAACAUUCAUCUAAAGAUCCUGGUCACUCAACAUUGGGUUAUAAACCAACAACAAAAUAUACACCAACAUUGGGCUCUACUAAAACAACAAAAGAUGCUAGAACUUCAACAUUGGGCACUACAGCUAGUUCUUCAACAUUGGGCACUACAACUAGUGCUUCAACAUUGGGCACUACAACUAGUGCUUCAACAUUGGGCACUACACCCAGUACUUCAACAUUGGGCACUACACCUAGUACUUCAACAUUGGGCUCUACACUUAGAACUUCAACAUUGGGCACUACAACUAGUACUUCAACAUUGGGCUCUACAGCUAGUACUUCAACAUUGGGCUCUACAGCUAGUACUUCAACAUUGGGCACUACACCUAGUACUUCAACAAUGGGCGCUACACCUAGUACUUCAACAUUGGGUUCCACAGAUAGUACUUCAACAAUGGGCACUACACCUAGUACUUCAACAAUGGGCACUACACCUAGUACUUCAACAUUGGGCACUACACCUAGUACUUCAACAUUAGGCUCUUCAGCUAGUACGUCAACAUUGGGCUCUACAGCUAGUACUUCAACAUUGGGCUCUACAGCUAGUACUUCAACAAUGGGGACUACACCUAGUACUUCAACUUAUGCCUUAACACAAGCAUCAAAUGAUACUGACCUGUUUACAGAAACAUUCACAAAUAUCACAGCAGAUCCUGAUUCCAAACCAUGGAACUCCACUCAAAUAGUUCCUGAAUAUGAGCCAUUAACUUCUACAGAAAAAGACAUAGUUACAACAGAUUAUUUUGGCCUUGUUUAUCCAAAUGAUGAACCUCAAGAUGAUAUUAUUCUAGUACCCUACCACAAAUGUUGGGCUAUAGAUCAUAUUGUUGUCGUAAACACAGCCAACCCCCCAAGUGAGGUUCGAGAAAACUUUGAUCCCAUUAACCCCAGCAACUGGAUUUUUUUCCCAGGAGCACAGAUUGAGCAUCAGUGUCAAUCUCAUGGCAACGCACUUGUAUUUGGAGACAGAAAUCAGACCACAACCUAUGCAGUUACCAGAGAGCUUAACUUUGAUGUUACAGAUGUUAGGAAAGAUGCAAGUUUAUUUGUGGAUUUCUCUAAUGGGAUAUCUAGUCUUAAAGUGGAUAAUGGCCAUGUUGGAACAGAAUGUGGGAUUGUUAAGGAGGGCAAAUCACUGAUAUUUAAUGGCAAGAAGAAACGUCAAGUGUGCACAAGCAAAUUUGACCUCAGAGAUGUUUCUACUGUGCGCUUCUACUUUCAGUAUGGUGGAAAUAUCUGCCACAGCAGUGCCAAAAGUCCCCCUGUGCUUAUGUACCUUCAAGAUGAGGAUGAGCACACUCUUGUUAUAAGAAAUCUUGAAGCUGAGUUUUUUCAGGUCCCACAACUAGUGUCCUAUCCAGUUGUAAACGUGACUACUCACAAGAAGAGCCACGGCAAGGUUUCCCUCUGCCUGCUGCAAAAAUCCAGUGGGGGUGUGGACAUGGAUGUCUGGGCUAUUGAUGAUUUAACACUACUUCCCCUGCUUCCUAAAGAGUCCAAGGAAGAUGGGGAUAAAGUGCUGCAGGCUACUGUCAACCUGCAGUGUGGCAAGGAAGCAGAAAAACAAACUAGUGUCAGCUUUGAGUUCAGUACAGACCAUGGGGCCAGCUGGAAUGAGUUCUAUGUUCCUUGUUUACCUUCAACAUGCAGUGGUCACCACCAGUCAUUGUCCUCUUUAGUUACAGCUAAAGAACUUUCAGGGUGGAACAGGAUAACAUUACCUGUGCCAUAUGCUGCUCAAACUCCUAAUACAAGGUUCAGAGCUAUUUACGUCGGAGAUGUGCCUUCACCAUGGGCUAUAGAUGAUGUAUUCAUUGGUUCUUGUAACAAAUGGUGUAAUGGACAUGGCAACUGUAUUGAAAGUGGUUGUAGCUGUGACUUUGGUUAUGAGGGAGACGCAUGCGAGAAGUCUGUGAUACCAGUCAUCUCGUCAUUCCAAGAAAACUUUGAGGACCCAUCAGUGACUACAACAUCAUCUCUGAUUGACAGCUCAGGAGGUUCUGUAGGCUACCAGUGUGGGGUGGUAUCCUCAGGAAAAGCCUUGGUCUUCAACAAGGGAGGAGUCAGAAGUUUGACAACCACAGAAAUUAACUCCACCUCCAUAGGAUCUGUACAGUUUACCCUUAGAAUUGGAAGUCAAUCUGUUAUGUCCAGCUGUCCACCACCAGAUGCUCCAUGGGAAAAUGUGCUUCUGGAAUACUCCUGCAAUGGAGGAAUAAGCUGGUCCUUGCUUUCAGAAUUCCAAAUAGCUAAUUUCCAACAGCCAAGAUCCGCCUCCAUAUCCCUCCCCAAAGAUGCCCGACAAAAUCUGUGUCAGUUUCGCUGGAGGCAGCCCAAGCACUCAGGAUUUGGGAAGGAUGUUUGGGCCAUUGAUGACAUUGUUUUUAACAGAGAUAUGACAUCCAACCUGCUUGCUGUUGAAAUGAUGGACCUGCCAGAGAUUGAUAGCAGACUCACAACCAACCUUGGGAAAUUAGUGGACAGUUUCUGUGGUAGAAUGAGAAGUGUCACUUUUUCCAACAAGACAAGAAAUGGUGAGCCCCGUUCUCUGGUGUCCAAGGACAUGCGGGUUGGACCAGGCUACAUAGCACAGUUUGAUCUUGUUAUGGGAUGUGGUGUGCCAUACACACCUGGUCUUGACAACCAAGUGUAUUUUCAGUAUUCUGUUGACCAUGGCAUCAGUUGGCAUCUGGUUGAAGACCCCUGUCUCCCCCCAGAUGUGUGCGACACCUACCGACCUGGCACCAUCUACCACCAUUCUCAGUUUGACCACUGGGACACAAUAACCAUUGUUCUCUCACCUGAUAUUUGGAGUCAACAAACCAAAUUUCGCUGGAUGCAGCCUGAUUGGUCUGAAACUGAUGUUUGGGGAUUGAACAGAAUCUAUGUUGGCUAUCCCUGUCCUGAGCUCUGCAAUGGUCAUGGUAUAUGCCAUUCAGGUACCUGUAGAUGUUUUGAUGGCUUUAUUGGUGAAACAUGUAAACCCAAGUCUCAGAUGAACUCCAGCAUCCGUGCUGAUUUUGGCCACAGAUAUAAACCUCAGAAUGACUUCACCAUAAGGGGUGGAAAUGUGGUCAGAGCUGAUGAAGGAUGUGGCAUUAUCCUGUCAGGGGAAAGCUUGUACUUCUCACAGGAUGGUGUGAGAGAACUCCUGACCAAAAACUUAAACACAGAGGCAGCAGACUUUAUCCAGUUCUACAUCCAGAUUGGAGGUGGGGGAUCCAAGUGUAGGGGGGCUGAUAAAAGAAAGGAGUCAGUUCUGCUUCGGUACACAACAAAUGGGGGAAUCACCUGGACACUGCUUGAUGAAUUACAUCACAUGGAACACAGAAAACCCACGUUUGUGCAUAUAGAACUUCCAGCAGCCUCCAAAUCCCCCAACACACAGUUUCAGUGGUGGCAGCCUGCCCAUUCAGGUGCAGGCAAUGACCAGUGGGCAGUGGAUGAAAUUCUUAUUGGGAGCUACAAGAAUUUAAGAACACUUGAAGAUGAUUUCGAGGAUUAUUUGGAACCAAUGCUAUUUGACCAAUGGCGACUGAUAACUGAAGGAACCAAUGGGAAAUACUGUAGGUCCACAAACCCUUCUCUUGUAAUGACCAAUCAGGUGAAUGAUAAGAUAGCUGUGACCAAUGACGUUCACCUUCAACCUGGGGAUGUCAUUCAGUUCGAGAUAAAUGUUGACUGUGGCAAGAUUUUCCGAUGGGACCAUCCAGUCAUAUUCCAGUUCAGCCAUGACCAGGGUAAGACAUGGAACCUGGUGGAGGAUCCCUGCUACCUCCAUCAGGACUGUGAUGGUGACCUCACUGAGGGUAGCAUCUACUACACUGGCACACAUGGACAGUGGACCCUGGUUGUGAUACCUGUCACGGAGAAAAUUGCCAUGCAUCCAACAAUAUUUCGCUGGAUGCAGAGUGGGGGUGUGGAUUACAGCUUUAGCAUUGAUAAUCUGUACAUGGGUCCACCUUGUACAGACAACUGUCACAACAGAGGUGUGUGCAAGAAUGGUCAGUGUGAGUGCCUGGACACUCUCCAAGAUGCGGCUGGUGAAAACUGUGCAGCUGUCAACAACCCUCCACCUGGUAUGCUUGACCGCUUCGACAACCGUAACAUGCCCUCAAUGGACUUUUGGGACAGAAUAAUUGGAGGACAUCUGGGGAAACACUGUGGGGUGAUUGACUAUGACAACGCCUUGUAUUUUGGUGGGGAUGGCACCAGAGAAGCAAAGACAGUUCCCUUAAACACAACUCACAAAAGGAUUUUAGAGUUUUCUAUCAAAAUUGGAGGAGCUUUUAAUUCUGAGACCUGCCGCCAACCAAGGAGCCGCAAUGAAGCAGUUAUAGUUGACUAUUCAACGGAUAAUGGAAUCACCUGGAAAGUGCUGAAGGUGGUUGAACCAACCUUUGAAGAAAUUAAACCCAGUUCUGUGGUGAUCAACCUACCGUCUGAUGCUAGGAAAAACAGAACUGUCUUUAGGUUUUGGCAGCCUUUGGGUCUUGGAGAAAUGCCCCGAGCUGAAUGGGCUAUAGACAGUGUACUGGUUGGUGUUAAUGAGACAAGUCCAGCAGGUUUUGAGGAUUCAUUUUCAGGGCCUGGACUUAUGCCUGACCCCCACAACUGGUUUCUGGCAGAUUCUGCUGUGCAAAGAGAAACUUGCAACUCUCAAAACAAUGCACUGGAAUUCAAUAAUAAAAAGGACAGACAACUAGCUGAAACCUGGGACUACCAAGUGACCCCUUCAACCUUCCUACAGUUUGAUCUAGCUAUGGACUGUGGCUCUCUCUCUGGGGACCUCUACAACAUUAAACUUGACUACUCAACGGACCACGGUCAGACCUGGACACCAGUGGUCAACGAGUGCUUACCUCCUAACUUUGAAUGCUCUGGCUACCACCUCAGCUCAGUCUACCCGUCUAACCAAUUCUCUAACUGGACCAGAGUGACAGUCGCAUUACCUGAGAAAGCAAUAUCUCCUUCUACACGAUUUCGCUGGCUAAGACCAUCACCAGUUAAAGGGGGACCAAUCUGGGCCCUGGAUAAUGUCUACCUGGGUGAUAGCUGCCCUUGGUUGUGUUCAGGGCAUGGAGUUUGUCACAAUGGAACUUGCGUUUGUGAUCCAGGAUUUAGUGGGAAAUUCUGUGUACCACAUGACCCGCUCCCUAUGACAUUUCGUGAUGAUUUCAACUCUAAAAAAUCUGAUGAAUCCAUAUGGAAUGAGGUGUAUGGAGGAAGCAACAGUGACAUUUGUGACCCAGUAGUUAGUGGACGGUCAUUCACAUUUGAUAAGAAGGGAUUGCGUGUUGCUGCAACAAAGGACAUGGACACAUCUAUGCUGGUUUCAAUGGAGUUUUACUUUAAAUAUGGCUGCGGAUCAGAGGCCCCAUUCUGGCCAAGAAACCAAAGUGUUCUCCUUCAAUACUCCAUUAAUGGAGGUAUUAUCUGGAAACUUAUCAAGGAGAUUCAUUUUUCUAACACAUCACAGCCUAAAUUCUAUACCCUGUCUUUGCCGCUUGCUGCUAGACAUAACGCAACUAGGUUCAGGUUUUGGCAGCCUGCUAAUGGGGGAGAGCUUCACUCCAUUUGGUCGGUGGAUAACUUGUUUAUUGGCACUAUGGGGUCGAACCCCAACUCUCUGUUUGACAACUUUGAUGCUGCUGACCAGCCUGAUCCCAUGUCCUGGACAUUUGUUAAUGAUGGAGCGGUUGAGGAAUAUUGCUCCAGGCAUAACCGUCCUAGCACAGAGAUCAAAGGGCAAUCAGCCUUGGUGUUUAGCCACAAUGAAGGGGGAGAACUUUCAGCCAUUACAUCAGACCUAGAGAUUGGACCUAUGUCUGUUUUACAGUUUGACAUCAAUAUUGGUUGUGGAGCUGAAGCAACAUCCAAAUAUCCAGUUCGCUUGGAAUAUUCUACUGAUGGUGGCUCCUCCUGGAGUCUUGUUGGGGCCAACUGUGCUAAGGAUUCCCCUGCUUAUUGCUUUGAGAGUACUCUGCCCAUGACUGUCUACUAUGCUGGAGAUAGUUUAUAUUGGAGGCGUAUCAUUGUCCCAUUGAAUCACCUCCAUUUCUGUGGCACAGUCAGGUUCAGAUGGUAUCAAGGCAAAAUCCCUGAUACAGAUUUUGGACCUGAAUGGGCCCUUGACAAUGUUUACAUUGGAAUGGCUUGCCCUGACCACUGCAACGGUCAUGGCACAUGCUUUGGUGGCAUGAUGUGCCAGUGUGAUCCUGGCUACUCAGGUGCAACAUGUGAUGUAGAGACUCCCAACCCUUCCUACCUGAAAGAUGACUUCAAUGGGGUGGAGAGCAGCAAGCCAAAAGUGGAGUACCUGCUUCCCACCUCCAAGAAAGACACCAAACAAAAGGUGAAUGAAGACAACUGGCAAUUCUGGUCAGGAGGACAUGUGACCAAUCGCCACAACUGUGGUAAAGUGUUCACAGAUGCAAACUUAGUACAAAGCAAAAAUGGACAACGUACAUUGACAACUGUACCUCUGGAUUUGUCAAGAGCAAACAUCAUCCAGUUUUACCUGAAGCUGGGCUGUAACAAAACAGUCAACAGAGAGACUCCCCCAGUCUUCCUCCAGUACUCAACCAACGGAGGCAUCAAGUGGACCACCCUGGAGCAGUUUGACUUCAACCCAGAGAGCAACAAGCCUGAGUAUAUCGCUGUACACAUACCUGAGGGGGCCCUGACUGGUGCCACACAGAUACGUUGGUGGCAGCCAUCUAAAGAUGGCAAUUAUGAAGAGGACUGGGCUAUAGAUCAGAUCUAUAUAGGUGGGAACAUGUUUGGCCAGGAAGUUUUGCAAGAUGACCCAAGUGAACUACUGAAUACAACUUGGCUAGAAAGUCCUGGGGCAAGGGUUGAGCCAGUUUGUGGGUCUGAUGAUGUUGCUUUACAUUUCAGAGACAAAGAAUAUGAAAGGUAUGCCAGCACUGCAGACGUGAUGGUAGGGGAAGGCAGUGUCAUACAGUUUGAGUUGCUGAUGGGUUGUGACUCGGCUAAAAAUACAGAUCAACCUUGUUUUGAGUUGACUUUGGAGUACAGCCUGGACAUGGGCAACAGCUGGCAGCUACUUAAGUCUCCCUGCCUGCCAUCCAUGGUUGAAUGUGAGCACUACCAUUCUAGCAGUGUCUUCAGAUCUGAUGCUUUCAUUGGCUGGAACAGGAUUAGUGUGCCUAUACCUAAACCUGCCUGGUCAACCCAAACAAGAUUCCGUAUACAUCAGGCCCCUGGCUACAUAUCUGGUCAAGACUGGGCAGUCCAGCACUUGUAUGUUGGUGCCACAUGCCCUGGCAAAUGUCAAGGUCAUGGAAGAUGUAUGGAGAGUCAAUGCCUGUGUGAUGAAGACUGGGGUGGUCUGGACUGCAGAGAGCCCAACUUUCCUCUACCUGCCCUCCUUGUUGAAGACUUCUUGUCUGGGUACAACUCAAGCAAUUGGGUGAAGGUUGUAGGUGGCAAACCAAGCCAGCCGUGUCAGUUGUUGUCUGCAGGGGAAGCUCUACACUUUACUGGGCCAUGUUCUCGUCUCCUGGUCACAAGAGCCCUAGACCUGAGUUCAGCCAUGCUUAUACAAUUCCAUUUCUUGUAUGGCUGUGUGAACAGCCCCACCAAGCGUGAUGAAGGGGUCAUCCUGGAGUACUCAACUAAUGGAGGCAUUGACUGGCAUUUCAUCACUGAGAUGCACUACAAUCUGUUUAGAACCCCAGGGUUUGUGAGCCUGAAAAUACCAGAGGGGGCGAGGAAAGAAGGCACCCAGCUGCGAUGGUGGCAGCCCCAAAAUGGGAAACAAAAAAUAGCUGACUGGCUAAUUGACGGAAUCAGAAUUAACGGUGAAGAGAUCAACCCAGCGCACGUCUCAAUAAACUUCACCUCGGGCUUUGAGUUCUUAGACCUGGUGACAGCUGACAACAUGGCUGUAGGCAAGUACUGCUGGAAGGAGGGAGUUGCUGUGGGGAGAACAAAAGCUUAUGAACCCUCCACACUCUCCUCUAGAGAUGUGAAGACCAGCGACAAACAUGUGCUGCAGUUUUCUAUCAACGUGGGCUGUGGAAAACCUUGGAAUGUUAGCAUAAGACCUGUGAAUGUAGAGUACUCCACUGACCAUGGUAUGACAUGGGUAGAUUUGGUUUCCCUGUGCUUUGAGGACAAACUGUGCCAGCCACAUUCUAGUAUUGCUGCCUCACAUUAUCACAGUGUCCAUGACAACUGGCGGAGGAUUGUCCUCCCCUUACAUGGUCUUCCUGUUUCUAAUGGAACCAGGUUUCGUUGGCAGCAGCUGCCUGAUGGUAUGCCAGACUCACAAGACUCGGCCUUGGCAGAUAUUUACAUUGGGCCGUCCUGCCCAAGGUCCUGCAGUGGUCAUGGCUACUGUCUGAUGGAGCAGUGUGUGUGUGAUGGGGGCUACAGUGGGGAUGACUGCUCACAAUCUGAGCCUCAUGAAGUACCAAUACAAUUAAAAGACACUUUUGAUAAAGUAGAUAACUUAAAUGCUACUAAAUGGCCCUGGGCCCAAGGUGGCCAUGUACAGACUCCAUGUAAAACAUUAGUCCAUGGCCCAGCUCUUGUGUUUAACGGCCCUGGUGCGAGGGAGAUAGUCACCGCAAGUCUUGAUCUCAGAGAUGCUAGGUUCAUCCAGUACACAGCUUUCAUGUGGAGCAAGGACAGUGUGUACAACCUAUGUAGUCAACCUCCUGAUCACAAAGUUCAAAGUGUCUUCCUACAGUUCUCUAACGAUGGUGGUGUUAGUUGGCAGACUUUGCACAAACUAUCCCCCAUAAGGUACUGGCCAUCCAGAAAUGACUACAUAUCCCUACCAACUGCAGCUAGAACCAACAACACUGUGGUGCGCUGGGUGCAGGCUGAAACCCCACCCAUGACAUCCCCUCGUGUCCACUGGGCCAUUGAUGAUGUUUUCAUUGGGGGCAAGGAGAUCAACCCCAGUGAGUACAGCCAGUCUUUUGAGGAUGAGCCAGCGGUCAAUGAUGACCCUUCAGGGUGGGAGUUUAGUCCAAACGGUGUCAUAGAGGGAGAUGGAGGGGAGUGCCUGGUUGAAGGACAGAGCGGGUCAGCGAUGGUGUGGCCAGAUCAUGUUAACAAGGACAGUGGACACCAAAUGCAGAAGUUCACAACCAACCAGUUGAUUGUUCAGCCUGGGUACAUGCUUCAGUUUAAGAUAAUAAUAGGCUGUGGAAAGUUUGAAGAUGUUUGCACAGCUCCAGACAGUAAAAUCAAGUUGGAAUUUAGAAGGAACCCAAGCACAGAACUCUGGGAGCCUGUACAGCCAUCUUGUCUUCCAGGCAGUCAAAAUGGUGGCUUGUGUAACCCACACAGCCACCAUCAUGCCAGUUACUACAAUGUGUCACAAGUGCCAGUUUGGACAAGGAUUACAAUCCCUCUCUCAGAGGUUACUUUUUCAAGCACAACACAGUUUCGAUGGAUUCAAGAAGGAAAAAAUAGCAGCUCAGCUUGGGCUUUGGAUGAUAUUUAUAUUGGUGAGAGGUGUGAAGAUAUGUGCAGUGGCAGAGGGGACUGUAUUCAAGGAGUUUGUCACUGUGAUGAAAAUUACAUAGGUCCAAACUGUUUACCAAACGCCAACAGAUUAUUGACUCGUCUGUUUGACUCAUUUGAGGGAGGAAUAUUCACAUCCCACUGGCAAACAAUUUCUGGUGGAGGAAUUGGGUUUGGUUGUGGGGCCUUGUUGCCUUACGCCCAUGGGAAAACUCUCUACUUUAAUGGGUGUGGUGAGAGGCAGGCCAUCACUGCUGAACUGGAUACAUCAGAUGCUAUAAAAAUCAUCUUUGUAAUACAGAUAGGUUGUACUGCUCAGACAGACAACUGUAAUGUACAGUUAGGAGAGGGCCCAAAAUAUAGAGGUGUCUUACUGCAAUACUCUAAGAACAAGGGUGCAGAAUGGUAUCUUUUAGCUCAACAUGAUCCCAUAGAUUUCUUGAGACCAAAGCGAGUUGCUUAUGACAUCCCUCAAGCAGCUAAAGAAGUUGGUGUGCAGUUCAGGUGGUGGCAGCCAGUGCAUGAUGGUCAUGGUUUUGAUCAGUGGGCCAUUGAUCAUGUUGAAAUUAUUUCGAGUCGAAGACAUAACAAGAGAGGCAGAAAAAAGAAUUAAAAUAAAUGCUGAGGACUUGAUAGAUAAAUAUUGUAAAUAAAACGACAGUGUUUCUAAUGUUGCAACAUUUUUAUGUAUAGUGUAUAGAUCUGCAUACUUUUAAAAUGUGUUGAAAUUUAUCUAGAAAUAGUGAUAACUGGAUGAAAUUUAACUAUACUAUUAACACUUGAAUCUUGCACCAGAUGUAUAUAUGGUGUAAGGAUGUUGAUUUUGUUAACAAGUUUUUUACUUCACUUUAAUCAAACAUGAAUGUGUUGUUUAAAAUAAAAAUAAAAAUUUUCAAA